Closterium sp. NIES-65 is the source of this 1071-nucleotide messenger RNA. Lineage: Eukaryota; Viridiplantae; Streptophyta; Zygnematophyceae; Desmidiales; Closteriaceae. The record is from the annotation of a GenBank genome assembly.
AUGCGCCGCGCCAGAAGGCCGCAGGGGCCGGUGCUCGCUAUUGCACCGCUCGUUACCGCGUCAGUUCUCCUGCUUCUGAUCGGGGCGUCUGUCUCUUUCGCGUCCGUGCAUCGCGCGAGUGAAGGAUCGAGCGACGGAGGUGCUCCAACUGUUCGUCGUAGAUCCAUGGCCGCUGCUACUCUGGGAUCACCGUGCCGCUUUGGCGGAAACAUCAUGCCUAUUGACUGCAGCCCGGGCCUCAAAUGCCAGCCUGGCAGCUCCACUGCUGUCGCCUCCGAACCUGCUUCCGAGCCUAAUCCGAACCAGCUCGGCAGGCCCAGAAACUCGCAGGGUCUGACCCACAACCCUGACUUCGCCACUACGGGCACGUGCGUUCCUGACGGCUCGUCCACGUCAUCCCCGUCCCCAUCCACAUCAUCUUCAGCCAACGAUACGUCACCACUCUCGCAUAAUCCAUCAACCCCCGUCCCUCCCUCCUCAGGCUCUACCUCUACGCCUCGCCUCGGCCCGAGGCCCUUAGAAAAGCCCACCACGUGUCAGUACAUGUGCGCACACGGGCAGUAUCAUGGGGAAAUGCCGUGCCCGAGAGGGUAUACCUGCGUUCUCGCUCUAGAGGGAGGCAUGCACUUAUCGCCAGAGGCUCUACAAGCUUUGGCUGAUGCCUCCGCUGAGGUUCCUGCUACCACUGACUGCAGUAACAGCAGCGACAGCACCAUUAGCAAUGCUAUAUCGCCCCUGGGCGUUGUGAGCAAUGGCAGCAAUGCUGAAUUUAUCAAGUCAGCAGGUGCUGUCAUUCCCUACGAAGGGAUCUGCGCCCCGAGCCACUGGUUCGGCCUGAACGUCUCGCUGGACCUCCUCUCAGCACCAUCGUCCACAAUGUCCACCAAGGCUGUCACGAGAGGCUCGGGGUCUUUGCCUGCUGCCGAACCUGUGGCCGGGGAGGCUGGGAGCAACUGCUCGUUCGGCGGGGAUAGUGCUGCCGUGCUGUGCAAUCAGGGGUAUUCUUGUCUGGUGGAGGCUGAGAAACGCACGGUGCAUCACCCACAGGUGAAGGCUGAUGGUGCCAUCUAG